Zingiber officinale is the source of this 2277-nucleotide messenger RNA. Its product is annotated as beta-glucosidase BoGH3B-like. Gene Ontology annotation, molecular function: beta-glucosidase activity. The record is from RefSeq and is a predicted model, not a curated record. The coding region runs from base 197 to 2080 and encodes 627 amino acids. The transcript has 10 exons. Gene Ontology annotation, biological process: glucan catabolic process. Lineage: Eukaryota; Viridiplantae; Streptophyta; Magnoliopsida; Zingiberales; Zingiberaceae.
CAUGUAAGCCAGGACAAGCACACAACUUAACUUGCCUCCCCGGAAACCAUAUUCAUUUUCUAAUGUAAUUUCUCUUUCUCUGUCUUUUCUUCUAUAAAUUCCUCGUCUGCUCUCCUUCCCCUCCCCGUUCUCUCCAUCUUCCACGCAUUUCAAGUUUGCCAUUUUCAAACUAUCUGAACAUUAAACAAAAUCGAAGAUGAGUAGACAUCAAACACUAUGGCUUCAACUUCUGCUCUUACUGUUUUGGGCACCGAAUGGAGAAGCACGGUACAUGAAGUACAAGGAUCCUGAACAACCGAUAAGUGUUCGAAUCAAGGACCUGAUGAGGCGAAUGACCUUACCCGAAAAGAUUGGUCAAAUGACACAGAUUGAGCGUGGAGUUGCAUCAGCUCAAGUCAUGCAAGACUACUUCAUUGGUAGUGUGCUGGGUGGUGGAGGGAGUGUGCCAGGCCCUCAAGCUAGUCCUGAAGAUUGGGUGAAUAUGGUUAACGGUUUUCAAAAGGGAUCCCUCGCGACAAGAUUGGGGAUUCCUCUCAUAUAUGGGAUCGAUGCUGUUCAUGGGCACAAUAAUGUCUAUAAAGCCACUAUAUUCCCUCAUAAUAUUGGCCUCGGAGCAACCCGGGACCCUCUACUUGUGAAGAGGAUUGGCGCAGCAACGGCUCUAGAAGUAAGGGCGACCGGUAUACCGUAUGUUUUUGCCCCUUGUGUAGCUGUAUGCAGAGAUCCGAGAUGGGGUAGGUGCUACGAGAGCUAUGGAGAAGACCACAAUCUCGUCCAGCAAAUGACCGAAAUAAUCCCCGGUUUACAGGGUGAUAUACCUGCUAACCACAGCAAGGGUGUUCCUUAUGUUUCUGGAAAGGAGAAAGUUGUGGCCUGUGCAAAGCAUUUUGUCGGUGACGGUGGCACUCGCGAUGGCAUAGACGAGAACAACACGAUUAUCAACCGUCAUGGACUGCUUAGCAUCCAUAUGCCUGCCUACUACAACUCGAUCAUCAAAGGUGUCUCGACGGUUAUGGUUUCGUACUCAAGCUGGAAUGGUGUGAAGAUGCAUGCCAAUGCUGAUCUAGUCACUGGCUUCCUCAAGAAUACUCUUCGGUUUAGGGGCUUUGUAAUCUCCGAUUGGCAAGGAAUCGAUAGAAUCACAAGCCCGCCAGGUGCAAACUACACUUACUCUGUGCAAGCUGGAAUCAAUGCUGGUAUCGAUAUGGUGAUGGUUCCAUACAUCUACACCGAGUUCAUCAAUGAUCUUACUUUCCUAGUAGACAACAACUUCAUCCCCAUGAGCCGAAUUGACGAUGCCGUAAGAAGGAUCCUAAGGGUCAAAUUCGCAAGUGGCCUAUUCGAGAACCCUCUGGCUGACCUUAGCUUAGUCGAUCAGAUAGGAAAGCAGGAACACAGGGAUUUAGCAAGGGAAGCCGUUCGGAAAUCGCUCGUGUUGCUGAAAAAUGGAAAAGGUCCAAAUGAUUCUCUGUUGCCUCUUCCUAAAAAGGCGGCAAAAAUCCUUGUUUCGGGAAGUCAUGCCGAUAACUUGGGCUACCAGUGUGGUGGAUGGACAAUUCAAUGGCAAGGAGCAAGCGGAAACAUCACAGUCGGAACAACGAUACUUGAUGCCGUGAAAUCUGCAGUUGAUCCUUCGACUGAAGUUAUCUAUUCUGAGAAUCCUGAUGAAAAUUUUGUCAAAGACAGCGGCUUCUCGUAUGCCAUUGUUGUGGUUGGAGAACCCCCCUACGCGGAGACAGCCGGAGACAACACCAACCUCACGCUUCCCGACCCUGGCCCGGGCCUGAUUCAGACUGUCUGUGGUGCCACCAAAUGUGUUGUUGUCAUCAUCUCUGGUAGGCCUCUCGUCAUCGAGCCUUAUGUCGCCAUUAUGGAUGCUCUUGUCGCUGCUUGGCUUCCCGGGACAGAAGGGCAAGGCAUCACCGAUGUACUCUUUGGAGAUUAUGGAUUCACGGGGAAGCUUCCGCGCACCUGGUUCAAAUCUGUCGACCAACUGCCUAUGAAUGUGGGUGACAAAAACUACGAUCCAUUGUUUCCCUUUGGUUUCGGCUUAACAACCGAGCCAAAAGUGUCCAGGUAGAACUAGAUGAAAAGGUAGUGAUGCCUUUUGGUAGUUUAUGUACUCGGUCCAUUUCAGUAUCAGUAACCAUGAUAUGUCGAUGCACCAUCUAUUGCUGCUUUCUUUAGCUAAUUUGGUAAUCUUAACUAUUCAGUUUCCUGUGUGUGUGUCAUUGAUACAACCCCAUCAAUUUGGAUGAGAUCAGUUUUUUGUUUUCA